CAAUCUUAAUCAGUCAGUCAACAUGGCGGCCCAAGAUGAAGUUGACGUAUGUGAAAGUUGGGAGGAUAUGGACGAAAUUGGUUUAGACACGAAGAUCAAGCUGAUGUCAAGUGCGUCCUCGUCAGUGAAAACUCCGCUGAAAGGUUGCAAGGUUACGAACGUAAUUGUGGAAGACAGCGCCUGUAUUGGGUCUCAGUGCGUUAUGCCGGAGCCAGCUAUUCGUAUUCUGAAGCGGCCAUCGACGCUCGCGAGCGGACAGCUGAACGGCGAACGGAACGCGCGCCCUGUUAAAACUCUCCAACAAAGACAGAAGGAGUACGAAGAAGCCAGAUUACGGAUACUGGGCGAAGCGCGGAGCCCUGAAGACGUCAUCGACGACAAUUUGAGCUGCUUGCAAGAUAAAUUACAAGCGAAUAGCAUCAGCGACAGUCAGAAUGGGAACAAAGUGAAGAAUUGUCACAAUGAUAAUGCCAAAGGGAAAGAGCGUAAGGUUCUAGUGAGGUUACCACCGGGAGCCACUGCGUCAGGGGUGUUCCCAUCCCCGCCACCCCCGGGAGUGCUUGUUAUAAGGACACCUCGGGGCCCUGACGGUACCAAAGGCUUCCAGCGAAGGUAGCACCAGGCCAUGACAAUCAUACACUAAUUUGUAAUGAAUUCCAUCCACAAACUACCCAAGAAAGACAAUGUUGAAAUAUUGGCUCUGUUUAUAGUAUGAUCUUCACAAUUCCUAAAUUGUGUUAGCAUUGUUUCUUUGGUUCUAAAAAGUGUUUUACAGUACAUAUGGGGCUACUUUAUAGCACUAGUGCGAGAAGUAGCAUAUUAUGUUACUGUGUCGAACAUUUAAAGGGCCAUAUGUACUGUAAAACGUUGUACGAUACAUGUGCGAAUAGGUAAUUCGCAACUCGUGUCGAUUUAAAACACUCCCUUCGGUCGUGUUUUAAUUUAUCGCCACUCGUUUCGAAUUUCCUAUUUUUCGCACUUGUAUCGUAAUGUACUAUUAUGUGGCCACAUAAGCUCCAGAGGUUCACCUGUGGUGAGACCACAGUCCACAAGUGCAUUGGUAUCUUAUCAAAGAAAUCCAUGAUUGGUCUAAAAACUGCAUAACAUGCUAAGUUUGUUUGGAUGUAUCAUUAGAACUGAAUUUAUAUUACACAGUAAACAGCCGGGUCCACACUGAGCUGCGGCGCGCUCGGGCGAGGAAAACUGCAUAUCGCCUGUGGCUGAGGCAUGUACACUGGCCGUUUUGUGCGUGAGAAAAUUGCCUCGAGCGUAUGCUCGCUCUGGCUGUGGACCCGCCUAACUAUACAGCAUUUUUUAUACAAUGAUAUGUCAAUGACAUCCUGACCAGUUUACUGUUAUUAUUCUAGCCAUGGCAAUGGCAGGCAUGGCCAUACAAUGGCAUUCCUUUGCAUGUAUAAAUAUGAUUUUUCCUUCUAUUAUAACUGCUAUACAACAAGUAGCUCUUAUAGCAGUUAUAGCACUUAACUACAUAGUGUUCUCUAUGAGAAAAAAAGGUUUUACUGUUUUCAAAUAUCAUCAAUGUGCUGAAACCACAUCCUCUAUAAUUUCGGUUUCAUACAAAAUUAAAUUAUUUCAGUGCACAGGAAGCCACAAUUAUGUUUUAAGCAAAAGGCGGGUCCACACAUAGUGAGCUUUCCUUGCCUGAGCGCACCACCUCGGCCAAGGCAUGUCUACACUGGCAGGUUUGUGCGUGACGAACUUGCGGCUAUUCAUAAAAAAUUGAACUCAUCAUCAAAGUUUCCAAGAGUCCCAAACAUUCUACAUUAUUAAGCGGGUCCACACAGAGUGACCAUAAGCGCGAGGCAAUUUCCUCACGCACAA
Cydia pomonella (codling moth) is the source of this 1842-nucleotide messenger RNA. RefSeq names its product SUZ domain-containing protein 1. Bases 23 to 616 code for a protein of 197 amino acids. NCBI's taxonomy places the organism in Eukaryota, Metazoa, Arthropoda, Insecta, Lepidoptera, Tortricidae. The record is from RefSeq and is a predicted model, not a curated record. The transcript is spliced from 3 exons.